CCUGUCACUCCAACCAAGAAUGGGAGAAUCACGAACGUCUUCAGUGCUGGUAAAGCAACUGUCUCCCUAGCCAAGAAACCCGCUACACCAACACUCCGAACACCAACGACACCUACCGUUGCAUCGCCGUAUACCCCAAUAAAGACCCUUUUCCGCCGUUCAGCAGCACCAACGGCACUCACCGCCCGUGAUACUGAGCGAGAUUUCCUGAAGAAGUGGAUAAAGGAGCGUGUUGAGGGUGGCAAGAGUGGGAGUAUGUACGUCUCUGGCCCACCGGGGACUGGGAAGAGUGCAGUGCUCUCUUCGAUUUGUACGGAGAUGAAGAAAGAGGAGGAAGGGGUGAAGGUCGUGGAGUUGAACUGUAUGGCGCUGAAUCGGGUUGAGGAAGUUUACACCGCUAUCGCUAACGCCAUAAACCCCGACGCCGCCUCCACCGAGGAUGGCCUACGAAAGGAGUUUGAGAAACAAGCGUGUUUGGUUGUGUUGGACGAGAUCGAUCAUCUCGCCGAGAAGGAGGAGGUCUUGUACGCCAUUUAUUCGCUCCCCCACCAUCCCAAAUCCCGCCUUCUCCUCGUUGGCAUCGCAAAUGCACUCGACCUGACAGACCGGGUGGUACCACGUCUACGCGCCAAAGGUGUCGAGCCGGAGCUGGUGCAGUUUCGACCGUAUAAGGCGGAGGAGAUCAAGGAGAUCAUCUUAGCCAAGUUAGGAAGUUUGAAGGAGGAGAGCGAGGGAGCGGGGUUGGGCGAGGUCAUGCAACCCGCCGCGGUGACGUUGUUGGCGAAGAAAGUCGCGGCAAGCACCGGUGACCUCCGAAAAGCUCUCGAUCUCUGUCGUCGCGCAAUCGAACUCGUCGAGUCCGAGGCGAAACGGGCUCCGUUAUUGCCUACGCAGGACCAGCAAACGGGGGUAAAGAAAGUCACAGUCGCACAUAUCGCUAGAAUCUCCGCUUCCGCAUUCGGUACGUCCACGGCACAACGUCUCAAAACCCUCAACCUACAACAAAAAGCUGUGUUGUGCGCACUGUGUGUCUCGAAAUCCCAAACCGUGGGUAAACUCUAUGAAAGCUACACGAAACUGUGUAAGCGUGAUCGGAUGAUCUCGCCGCUUGGGUCGAGUGAGUUUAGGGACGUGGUUGGGAGCUUGGAGGGGUGUGGAGUUGUGAAUUUGGGGGGUGCGGGGGUUGGUGGUGGUGGGGGGAAUAGUCCGGUGAAGAAGGGGAAAGGGGGGGAUGAGGAUUUGAGGGUUGGGUUGGGGGUGCCGGAGGUUGAGGUUGUUGUGGCUGUGGGGGAUGUGGGAGCGUUGAAGAGGUUUUUUGAUUGAGAUGGCAAUGAAGAGAGUCCGAUGAGUGCGGGUGUUGGUGUUGGAAUGCGAUUUCCCAUGGAGAGGCGUAUGGAUGCAGAUAUGGUCGUUGGAGGCCUACGGGUAGGUUUGAGUAGCAUUGGCGUUUUGUUAUGUGAAAUGGUAUACCACAAG
Molecule: messenger RNA, 1476 nt
Organism: Saitoella complicata NRRL Y-17804
Lineage: Eukaryota; Fungi; Ascomycota; Saitoellomycetes; Saitoellales; Saitoellaceae
Product: P-loop containing nucleoside triphosphate hydrolase protein
Exons: 2
Coding region: 256-1323 (355 amino acids)
Biological process (GO): mitotic DNA replication checkpoint signaling
Cellular component (GO): nucleus
Molecular function (GO): DNA replication origin binding; ATP hydrolysis activity; ATP binding
Source: RefSeq, a predicted model, not a curated record